GUUAAUGUCAAGUGUGUCAAGUGUCAAAAAUGUAACAAAACCUAACCAUAUUUUGUGAGCUAACUAAAUAUCUAUAAAUUAAAAAUAAAAAUAUAUGACAAUGUCUGAUCAAAUUUUGUUAAAAAAUUUGAAGACCAUUAUAGGGGACGAUGUUUCAACCGAUAUAGUAAGUUACAUUAAAAGUAUCAAACAUGAAGAAGACUGCGCAGAAUUCUUCGAAAAUAUCCUAGACAAGAGCAACAAAGACCAUCUAAAUUCGUAUCAGUGCAUUCGAAAACUUAUCUUGGGAAAGCAGUCUAACAACAAAUCAUUAUCUAUAAAUUCCAGUAAUACUAAUGUAAAUAGUCAACAAAAACCAGUUGUUAAUAAGAAAGGCAAAACUAAAUUUAGAGAUAUAAACAAAUUUCAAGAGAAAAAACAGCAAGAAGAAGGAAGAAGAAUUUGUGAUUGCUUAGGACAAGAGCACGACUUCAUGAAUAAUUGUAUGGUAUGUGGUAGAAUUCAUUGUAUACAGGAAGGACCAGGACCAUGCUUAUUUUGUGGAAAUCAAAUAUAUGUAAGAGGAGAGGAGGUAUUUGAGGGUAGAAAACAGAAAUCAAUUAUGAAGCCAAAAGAAAAUAAAGUUUUUGAUGAUGACAACGAUUAUUUUAAAAUAAAUUCAAAAAAGAACAACAAUGAUGCUAAAAGAAAAAUGGUUAUAGCACUUGACUUCGCUUCUCGAAAAGUUGUAGAGAGUAGUGAAGAAGAUGAGAAAAUUAGACAGAGACUAUUAAAGGAUUCAAUAGAACAUCUUAAGAAAGUAGAACAAUUAUAUAAAGAUAUUCAAAAGUCUUCAGAAAGGUCAUAUGAAAGAAUUAGAGUUGAGAAUGCCAACGAAGAUUUAGUUAAUCUUUUGAUACAAAUGCGACACAAAAAACUAAAAGAGGUAGAAAAUUUGGCAGAAGAAGAUUCAUCAAUGCCGAUAAUAGACUAUAAAACUAGAAUCUUUGAUGAAGACGUGAUGAUAAAUACUGAUCAUGGUUUAUGUCUCAGUAUGCAUCAGCCUUAUGCUAGUUUAUUAGUAGCUGGAGUAAAAAAACAUGAGGGGCGUACUUGGCCAACUACUCAUCGAGGAAGGUUAUGGAUUGCGGCAGCUGCCAGAGUUCCCGAAGAUGACGAAAUUGAAGCCCUAGAAUCGUUUUAUAGGGAAUAUUAUCAUGAUCCUUCCCUUAAAUUUCCAAAGGAAUAUCCAACAAGUUGUCUUCUCGGAUGUGUUUUUGUUGAGGAUUGUUUGGAUCAAGUAACAUAUAGUAAGAAAUUUCCUAAUGGAGAAAGUAACAGUCCUUAUGUACUGAUUUGUUCGUCUCCAAUGAUUUUGCCGAUUUUUUAUCCAAUUGUUGGUAAACAUAAAAUAUAUAGUUUAGAUAAAGAUCUUCACAAAUGUGCGAAAGUAGCUCUACAACAUGCAAAUUAUGAUUUUUAAAGUGACAUGUAUCAAGUUAUUAUAUUAAAAUUGUGUUUAUAUUAA
This is a messenger RNA of Diorhabda sublineata, 1507 nucleotides long. RefSeq names its product activating signal cointegrator 1. Gene Ontology annotation, biological process: regulation of DNA-templated transcription. NCBI's taxonomy places the organism in Eukaryota, Metazoa, Arthropoda, Insecta, Coleoptera, Chrysomelidae. The transcript has 9 exons. Gene Ontology annotation, cellular component: nucleus. Bases 95 to 1462 code for a protein of 455 amino acids. Gene Ontology annotation, molecular function: zinc ion binding. The record is from RefSeq and is a predicted model, not a curated record.